UCAACCUCCGCCCAGAGGAAACAAACAAAAGAUUGCUUUCUACAGUAGGUUUCUCACCUCAGUUUGGCAGGUGUCAGUACCAGCACUUUCCAUCUGCCUAUACUCAGAAAAAUAAUGGACGCCAGGGAACAACUACAGGAGCUCCUGACAGAGUAUGUAGAGGACACACUCAUCUGUAUUUCAACAGUGAGGGACUUCUGUGACAAACAACAAAAAUGGUCCCUCCAGAGAGAGACAGAGCUGGAUAAUAUGAGAGACAUCAAGGACAGAGCAGAUCAAGUCAGUCUUAAGUUUGACCAUGUUCAGCGCUCUGAGAACAAAGCCAAGGCGUUUGGUGAAUACCUGUGGAGUGGUAUAACUCAGGUCACAGCUGACUCCAAAUAUCAGGAGCUGGAGAAGGAACUGGAUGCCGUCCUGAAGGACACACUUGAAGGGCUGCUGAAACUUGACCACUUUCUGGAUGCAGUGGAGAAGCUCACAGUCACCUCACUGUUUGUCUUUACUGGACGGAGCUUCUUGCCACAGGGAGAGAGUCCUGAAAGUGUGCGAUCAGUCAUCACAGCUGCCAGAAUGGCCUCUCCUCUCCUUAUCCACUUUAAACGCAAUGCAGAAACUUUCUUCCUACCUUCUCUCAGUAACCUGGACGUCCUGGCCUUUCAACUAGACAAAUACAUACGUAUCACAGAACAGAUCUGUGCAAAGAUGGAGAAAAAAUCUAAGAGUGUUUUUUGGUAUGAUGACAUCGAUAAUCUUAAGAAGGGUGAGCCCUUAGUAAAGUUCAAUUUGAACUUAAGUGAGGACUCCAUGCAAAAAAUGCUUGAUCAUUUGAAGCAGUUGUGCAAAAUAAGGAUGGACCAGCACACCAGGAUGACCUUCAUUUUUCAGGAACACGCUCAGCACUUCAUUGGUGUAUUCAGUCAGCGUCGCUCUAGAAUGGAGCAGUUCCUGUCAGAUCUGGAGGAGAGUGCAGUUCAGCUGGACAGGAUGAAAAAGGGGGCCAAUAUCUCCACUGUGGCUGGCAGUUCAGUGGGGAUAGCAGGGGGUGUUUUGUCCAUCGUUGGCCUUGCUCUUGCGCCAGUCACCGCAGGAGUGUCACUGGCUCUUACUCUGACCGGUGUCAGUCUGGGGGUCACCAGCGGUGUCAAUAGUUUGGUCACAGGCAUCACUGAGGCAGCAGUCAACAACCACCAUGGAAAAAAUGCACAGAACAUUUUUAAGAAUUUCAUGGAUGAUAUGGGGAAGAUUCUAGACUGUCUGGAGCAGGCCAGUAAUGAGGAGCAUUUAGAGGGAAUUGAUGUUGUAGAUAUGUUUGGAGCAGGAAAGCUGAUAGCUCGUGCAGGAGGACUGGCCAAAGGUAUUGAUGCUCUGGUAGAUGCAGCUUCAGCUGUUAAAGUUCUCAAAAGCGAAGAGGUGAUUGCAACUGCAGCCAAGGUUGGACUCCAGGAGGCGCAAAGUGGUCGUAACAUUCCCAAACUCGCUGCAGACCUGCCUGACAUUGGGCAGCUGGCAAAAGGGACACCACUAGCGCUCUCAAAGUCUGCUAGAGCUGGAUUCAUCACUCUAAAUGCCCUCUUUAUUGGCUUAGAUGUCCUGUUUAUUUGCAAAGAUAGUAUAAGUCUGGCCAAAGGGAGCAAGAGUGAAAUCUCACAGCUCAUCCGCUCCAGAGCAGCUCUGUGGAAAUCUGAGCUGGAGACCUGGCAGAAGAUCCAUGAUUCCUUAUGCAUUGGAAUAUGGAGGUUUAGGAAGAGCCAGGAUGUGUUGGAGCAACUCUUUCUCCCUUAAAUUAGUUCCAGAGCAAGUUGCUGCUAAAGCACUUUUCAAGAUUCAAGAUUUCAAGUUGAGAUGAACAUUAAAUAUUUGUAUUUGAAUGAAAUGACUGCAUCCAUUACAGUUAGAUCUUCUGUCCUGUAACGCUAAUCAGUUAUCAACAGUUAUGUAUUUUCAAGCAUUCUGACUUGUUAAUUCAUGUUAUGAAUUUUGUAGGCCUUGCUGAGAUCUGCUCAAUUUAUAGCAUAUAGUAAAUGUAUGUUAAAAGUAAAAAAUAAAAAACGUGAAAAUUAUUACAUUCUGGUCUAAGCUUAGUCUAAGCUUAAAAAUCUGUUUAUUAUGCAUGUGUACAUAUCAUUUACACCGUCAAACAACAAUUGUAUAUAACUUUGAUUAAAAAAAAAUUAAAUGCA
Messenger RNA from Labeo rohita (rohu), 2180 nucleotides. RefSeq names its product apolipoprotein L (gene apol). Gene Ontology annotation, biological process: lipoprotein metabolic process; lipid transport. The record is from RefSeq and is a predicted model, not a curated record. The transcript is spliced from 5 exons. The coding region runs from base 115 to 1782 and encodes 555 amino acids. Gene Ontology annotation, cellular component: membrane; extracellular region. Gene Ontology annotation, molecular function: lipid binding. Lineage: Eukaryota; Metazoa; Chordata; Actinopteri; Cypriniformes; Cyprinidae.